Biomphalaria glabrata is the source of this 4295-nucleotide messenger RNA. RefSeq names its product DNA annealing helicase and endonuclease ZRANB3-like. The record is from RefSeq and is a predicted model, not a curated record. Gene Ontology annotation, molecular function: ATP binding; zinc ion binding; endonuclease activity. Gene Ontology annotation, biological process: replication fork processing; DNA repair. Lineage: Eukaryota; Metazoa; Mollusca; Gastropoda; Planorbidae. Gene Ontology annotation, cellular component: nuclear replication fork.
UUCUACAAUACUAUACUUAACUAGAAAAUGGAUGUGCCGCGUAAAUAUGAAUAUAAUGAAAAUGUUUUAUCAAAAUUACCUAGAAAACUUUAUGAAAAGCUUAUGCCGUUUCAAAAAGAAGGGGUGGAAUUUGCCAUUGGAAAAAAUGGUUGUUGUCUCAUAGCUGAUGAGAUGGGUCUUGGCAAAACUCUUCAAGCAAUAUCAGUGGCAUACUAUUACAGAGAUGAAUGGCCUCUUCUAAUCAUUGUACCAUCAUCAUUGAAAUUCUGUUGGAUUGAAGAGCUUGAAAAGUGGUUACCAGAUGUUUUACCACAUCAUAUAAACUUAGUUCAUUGUGGAUCUGAUGCAAGUGGGAUAGCCAACAGUUUGAUAACCAUUGUCACAUAUGGUUUACUGAGACUGCCAUCCAGCAAAGUUUUGAGAGAGGCCAUUGAGUCCUGCAAGUUUAAAGUUGUCAUCUGCGAUGAGUCACAUUAUUUGAAAAAUCAUAAAAGUUUGUCCUGUAAAGUCAUUAUUCCACUCAUCAAGUCUGCAGAAAGAAGAAUAUUACUUUCUGGUACGCCUGCACUGGCUAAACCUGUUGAGCUGUACUCUCAAAUUGAUGCUAUAUGUCCGAAAAAGUUUGGAACCUUCUGGCAGUUUGCAGACAGAUACUGUGAUGCUCACACUGUGUUUUAUGGAAAGUUCAGAAAGAGGAAAAUUGAUGGGGCUAGCAACUUAGAAGAGCUACAAAAGAAACUGACAGAUCUAAUGUUAAUGAUCAGAAGAGAAAAGUCAGAGGUUUUGACAGAGCUUCCUCCAAAACAGAGGCAGAGGAUUUUAUUUGAAUUGAAAGCAUCUGCAUUGAAAAAGGAAAUACUGGAUAAAUUUUCAGAGUUGAGGAAACAAAUCCACCAAGGAAAUAAAGAAGUUCAAAGCAUUUUUCAGGCUGCAGAGGCACAAGAGUUAGUAAGAGACAACAGUUUUGACAAGGAAGGCAACUCCAAACAAGAGUUGAGCAUAUUCAGUCAAAUUUCAAAUCUCUAUAAACUCAGUGGUGAUGCCAAAAUUGGACCAGUUAGAGAAUACAUUGAGAUGCUCUGUGACUCAGAUGAUCUCAAAUUUUUGGUUUUCGCAUACCACCAUGACAUGAUGAAUGGAAUAGAACAAGCUCUUUGGGAGAAAAAUGUCAAAUUUGUUCGAAUAGAUGGCACUACAAAAAGUGUGGACAGGCAGCAAUGCGUGUCACAGUUUCAGUCAGACCCGGACACUCGUGUGGCUAUAUUGAGUAUACUUGCUGCUGGUGUGGGUCUCACUUUUACUGCAGCUAAAUUGGUUGUAUUUGCUGAGUUGUAUUGGACUCCAGGUGUAAUGAUGCAGUGUGAAGAUCGAGCUCACCGUAUCGGACAAACAUGUAGCUUACCCGUGCAUUACCUGGUUGCCAAGGGAACCAUGGACGAGUGGGUCUGGGCAGCUGUUUGUAAAAAGACAGUGGUAACAAGCACUGCCUUGACUGGACGGAGGAAACAGAUAGAGCUCACUGAUGGAAACAAAGAUCAAAUAGAUCUUUUGUCCAAUGCUGAAAUGUGGGAGCCCAAAGCAGAUGACAGCCAACUGAACAUUUCUGACAUAGUUCGAAAUUCUAGACAAGCUGAUCAAAGUUCAAUUUUGGAAUUUUUCACUCCAACAAAACAAUGUGAUUUAAAACCUCCUACAAAGAAAAGAAAACUUUCGGAAAUGGAUACACACCAGACAUCGAAAUUUUCAAAACAGAUUUUAAAAACUGACAAUGGCAAAUUAGAUUUACAGAGCAAAGGGCACACAUCUUCAGAUGUAGUUGUCAUUAGUGAUGAUGAUGAUAAUGACUUUACUAUUAAAUCAUUAAAAAACAAAUUUACUUAUAAAAAGAAGAAAAUGAAUAAUUUACAUGCUGAUGGGAAUGUAGAAGCUCAUAAGAAGCAUUUAAAUGAUCAAACAGUGAAAAUGGAUUUAGAAAAUGAAUGUAGAAAAAAUGAUCACAAAUCUCAGAACAAGCAAAACAUAAUGGAUCAUGUCUGCCAACCUCAAGACUGUGUUAUUUCUUUGUCUAUAAAGCAGCAAGCAGGAGGAAAGAAAGCUUUAGUGAAUGAGAAGAAUGAUGAACUUUUUUCUGGUGAUGGUGAGGUUCAGGAGGAUAACAGCAACACACCCUGGUCCUGUAAGGUGUGUACCUUUAACAAUCACAUUGCUUUAUCCCUGUGUGAAAUGUGUAGCACCCCGAAAAAACACAAAGCUCCUCCCAUGAGUAAAAAGUUAAAUGGAUGUGGUAAAAGAUCUCCAUCACAUUCAAAGAAGCUGGAAUCAUUCCUAAAUGGAUCAUCAAUUACUGAGCCCUUAAUAAAAGAUUCUCAUGAAAAUAAAGAAACAGUAACUUGUGAAAAUACCAACUACACAGCCAUUAAAUCCUCAAAGUCAUCUGAUGAUUCUGAAUCAUCUAUCAAAGAAGAAGAAUUGUUUGAUGAUAUUGAUGAAGAAAAAUCCUUGGAAAAGUCUCUGACAGAAUCUCUUGAACAUUGUUAUAAAUCAUUUACUGAAAAAAGUCAUGAUCUUCCAAACAGAGUUAGUCCCCAUAUCAAUACAUCAAGCAAUAAAACAGAACAGCUACAGAAUCAGCCUUGUAAUGAUAUUUGUAAGAGUCUGAUGUUUAGCUGUAGUCUUUACACUGGACGUAUCUAUGUUUACAAUCAGGAUGGUCUUUCAUUAGAAGCAAGUUUUCUUCCUAUUGAUAUUGAACUUGGAAAUUUAUCUGAACUCCCAUCAAUACUACAGCUAUCUCCAAACUUGAAACUGCUUCAGAAAUUUGUCAGGGAAUGGUCAAGCUUAACAGAAACCAAGAGACGCUUAAUUGCCAAAAAUGGACUUAAGUUUAUCAGUCCAUUGGCUACAUACAACAAGGUCAGGACAGUUAAAGGCAGUAAACAGCGAUAUCUCACUAAGGGAGAUAUUAUGGAGUCAGCUCUGUACAAGGCAAAGGCUGUUCAAGGAUCUAUUAGAUUUAUAAGUAAAGAGCCUACAGUGUCUUCUGCUAUAGCUCAAGAAUCUUCAGGCAAUGAAUCACUGCAAGGUUUAGCUCAGACUGUAACAGAAGAUGGUCUACCUCUGUGUCUUCAUUGCCAGAAACCUUACAGCAAUCCUCUCCUUAUGUCAAAGACUGUAUCCAACCCAGAGAAUGCUUGGCAGUUGAGGCUCUGUUCGUAUCCUUGUAUGGAUAAAUAUUGGACACUGACUAAAGCCAGCUAUUGCAGGGACCAGAUCUAUGAAAUUGAAAAAGGUGUUUGCAAACUUUGUCAGUUUGAUGCAGAUAAUUUCUAUAACAGAAUAAGGGUGACUAAAGGUGCAAAGGUCAAACUUAAUCUUAUUAAUAAAAGUCCCUACAGUGAGCUUACAGCAAAGCAGAAACAAAAGAUGAUUGAACAUCCACAAGCUGGACAGUUCUGGCAUGUGGACCACAUCACUCCUGUCUGGCAAGGUGGGGGAAUGUGUGACCUUGACAAUCUGCGGACCCUGUGCACACCCUGCCACCUGCGAAUAACUCAAAGGCAGGCAGGGGAGAGGGCGACUGUCAAGAAGCUGACAGGAGCCUGCAACAACAGAGACAUAACAGCAUUUUUUCAGAGACUGUGAGGCUGUUCUUAAUCAGAUAUGUUCUUAGCACAAAUUGUGAUGGACUUAAAUAGGUGUUCUCAAUUUAUUUUUGUUUAAAAAAAAUACAAUUGCACUGAAGUGAUUUCUAAUCAAUAUAAAUUUUACAUUUUUUUGGGUUAUAAAUUUUGUGUAUCAAUCAUUUUCAGGUAUCUAUAUUUUGUUUUUACAAAUAUUUUUUUUUAACACUCUACUCAUUUAAUUUUUAUAAAGUUAGUGAGAUAAAUACAAAGAAUAUUUAACUUCUUUAAAAUGAUUGUGGUUUUUAUUACAAAUUUUAUUUACUUUAAAAGAAAUAUGCCUGCUUCUGGGUCUUGUAUAUGUUGAUACAACAAAUGCAACAAUUUUCCCAUUUGAAAUGCUCAAGUAAUAAGAGGAAUUUUUAUAUUUUAUAAGAUCUAAAAUAUAUAAUAUGUUUUGUACAUUCAAGUUUGAUGCAUUUGUAAACAGCAAUUUUUAGAUUUUUUUUAACUUGAAUGUAUUGAACAUUUUUGUUUGACUGUGCAGCAUGAGUUAGGGAAACUCAUCUGCCUAGGUGUUUUACAUUAAAAAAAUAAAUGACUUCAUUUUGUUAUCUUUGUCAUGUUACUCACUGAUCUUAGGUAAUUGAAAAUAAAAUAUUCUUGGUAAAUGUG